AUGCCUCACUUUGUGUUGGAAUAUUCGCCUCAAGCCAAAGAGUUGCUUCCUGCCGAAAUCAAGGAUGAUUGGAAGCCUCUCUUCAAGAAGUUCCAUGGUAUUAUGAAUGACCAAGGCAUCGCUCCCGCCCCGAAGUGCAAGAGUCGAGCGUAUCUUGCGGAUAACUUUCUGCUGGGAGAGGACGAAGAAGCAGGAAUGGUCCAUCUUUCAGUAGCAUUCUUGGAUUUGCCCGAACCACUCACGAAAGAAAAACUGCGGUCGUUGGGAGAUACCCUGAAAGCUACCAUGGUGGAAUUCUUUGGAGGCGCAGGCAAAACGGGCAAGGUGGAGUUUUCUGUUGAGCUGAGACUCAUGCCCAAGGAGAUGUAUUGGAGAAACGGAGAUUGA
This is a messenger RNA of Seminavis robusta, 387 nucleotides long. The record is from the annotation of a GenBank genome assembly. Lineage: Eukaryota; Bacillariophyta; Bacillariophyceae; Naviculales; Naviculaceae.